GUGGCAGAAAGCCACCUACGGCGAAAGUUCUUUAUUUCCGAUGGAGGAGGUGAUUUGAGCUUCUUGUCGGCCCGAGUUAUCGGGGCCACGGUUGCAGGUGUGGCUAAGAGGCCGGUCAUGAAGAAGUGGCGAGUGUGGUUUCUGUCUUUGCGGGAUUCCUGUGUAUCUUGGUCCAUGGACGACUACGGUACAGCGUUUCGGCUCAUUCCGGUUUUCGCAAUCAGCCCGGGUGUUCAUGGUGCUGAGUGCUGGGCGCGUGCUUAUUUGCGAAACCGAGCGGAGCUGGGGCUAGAAGCAUCUGAGAGUGAACCGCUCAUGAAGUGUCCGUGCGCGGAUGGGAGUUUUACAGAUCGCAAGUUGCGUUCUUCCGAUGCCUCUGUCUGGAUGAGGGAACUCUUGGGAAACGAUUGCAACGAGGAAGAGUUGGCCAACCUUGCCACCCACAGUUGCAAGGCCACAUGCUUAGCAUGGCUGACCAAGACGGCAGCUUCUAACAACAUGUGCCGCCGGGCCGGGUAUCAUGUGGGUCAGGAGGGACGAUCCGAGCUCGAGUAUGCCCAUGACGCUGCAGCACCCCUGGUACGCAGGUUGGCGGACACCCUUGAGUUGAUUCGUGAGGGGAUCUUCUGCCCUGACGAGCCGCGGCUCCAGCGGUGGCACGGAACUUCGGACUUUGAAUCGGCUGUUCUGUUGCUGCGGCGCGGCGAGGAGGCGAAGCGCCCUCGCAAGAAUGUCGUUGAUCGGCUCGAUUUGCGCGGCUGGAGCACCUUUGCUAACUUUGCUCAUGCUCCUACGGCUACCCCGGGUACUGCAGGAGCGGAAGCCGCCAUCAAGAUCGUCCUCGAUGCCAUCCUAGGCGAUUCACUUGCUGCCCAUGAGGCAGCUCUUCGCCGGUUACACUGGGAAGCCUGGACACUUACCGCUGCAGACCUUAAACGGAAAGUGGACGGGACCGACGAAGCUGGCCCGAGGAAAUUGCCUGUCGCCGAGAUUGGUGCACGCCUGCAGGUCCUCGCUCCAAAGAUUUCUCCCCUCAAGCUCCAGGGAAUCUUGGAGCCAAGUCAUGCCAGCAUUAACUUGUUUGCAGCCAUGCUUGAUGAAGGACGACUUCGCUAUGUGGAGUGGGCCCGGCUCACCACAAGAGACCAAGAGGUGUUGGGUGCUACCGAAGACCAGCUUCUCAAAGCCUGGAGACCGGACAAGGCAGGCAUUGUCAGGGAGCACAAAGAUACACCCCGUCUUGAGGCGAAUGUUGCUACGGACUUGUUGGUGCAUCAUGCUUUGCGGCGGAGGGGCGUGUGCUUCUCCGUGGCCGAACUCAUGAGCUUCGAGGUACAUGAGUCUCUCAUUCAAUUUUUGUUCGAUGCGUAUUACAAGGAGCCCACCGAAGGCUAUCAGCGG
Molecule: messenger RNA, 1401 nt
Organism: Symbiodinium necroappetens
Lineage: Eukaryota; Dinophyceae; Suessiales; Symbiodiniaceae
Source: the annotation of a GenBank genome assembly